AAUGCAUCCCAGACGAAUCGAGCGGCAGUAGUGAUGGUCAGCGGUGCUGGUGGAGGCGUCAGUGGUCCUGCUGGUAUAUCUCUCCCCCACCUUACCUUAGCCUGUCCGUCUACAGGAUGCAAACUGACUGUACAUACAUGCAGGCAUCUACCCCUCUGGCAGACAAACUCGCCCUCCUCAUUUCCGUCCCCACCAUCCGACUCGACUACCGCGAACCCGCAAAGACAGAUAUCUGUGCUUCGGACAUCAUCGCCGCCUUCAACUAUCUCUCCUACACAUACAGCAGCACCAACUUCGUCCUCGUCGGCUGGUCCUUUGGCGGCAGUCCCUGCUUCACUGUCGCAGCGCAAGAACCUGAGCGCGUCCGCGGCGUGGCAACCAUCGCAUCACAGACGAUCAAUACAUCCGGAAUCAAAGAGUUGAAUCCACGGCCGCUACUCUUGCUACACGGGGCGGAUGACUUGGUCCUAACGUCUGCGUGCUCGGAGACGCUGUACCGACAGUAUGGGACGGGAGGGGAGAAGGAGCUGAGGCUGUUUGAAGGAGAUGAUCAUGGCCUAUCGCGGAAUGCGCCGGAAGCUGAAUGCAUGCUGUUGGUGUUUAUCACCAAGGCAUUGGGGCUUGAGGAGUUGUUGGAUCCGGGGACGGUGGAGAUGGCUGGGAAGGACUUUGUGGAGAGUCGGGAGGAGAGGGUUAGGGAGAUGGAGAAGGGGCAUGAUUUGGAGAGAGGGGAGAGCUUGAAUUAUGACUAUUGAUGGACGUAAUUUGUAUAGGAUGUGGUCAGAUCGGACAGGAACUAGAGGAAAUGAUGACGAUAUAUUUAUAGAUUUGUAUACUCGUACCCCUGUAAGCAUAUCACAUCAAUAAAUCUGAGUCGCACUGAAACAAUAAAAGGUGAAUAACAUGUUUUGGAUGGUACGAUAGUUGACUAAAUUAUUACUGUCCUUCAAUCUUAAGGAAUGCUGAAAUAGAAAAACAAA
This is a messenger RNA of Aspergillus wentii DTO 134E9, 980 nucleotides long. RefSeq lists its product as uncharacterized. The record is from RefSeq and is a predicted model, not a curated record. NCBI's taxonomy places the organism in Eukaryota, Fungi, Ascomycota, Eurotiomycetes, Eurotiales, Aspergillaceae. The coding region runs from base 138 to 755 and encodes 205 amino acids. The transcript has a single exon.